Alosa alosa (allis shad) is the source of this 1857-nucleotide messenger RNA. It is a transcript of the gene igfbp2a, whose product is annotated as insulin-like growth factor binding protein 2a. Gene Ontology annotation, molecular function: insulin-like growth factor II binding; insulin-like growth factor I binding. The record is from RefSeq and is a predicted model, not a curated record. The transcript is spliced from 4 exons. The coding region runs from base 515 to 1345 and encodes 276 amino acids. Lineage: Eukaryota; Metazoa; Chordata; Actinopteri; Clupeiformes; Clupeidae. Gene Ontology annotation, cellular component: extracellular region. Gene Ontology annotation, biological process: regulation of insulin-like growth factor receptor signaling pathway.
UUCUGAUAAAACUGCCAAACUGUUACACAAGUUGUGGUUUUCUUCACAAAUGCAUUUGGACGAUCAGAACAAUUUAUCAGAACAAAAAGAAAGAAAAAACGACAAUACGCACUUCAUUUAGAAUAAACUAUGGAUCCCCUGCUCAUGUUGCAUAUAACAUCAGCGCAAAUGUUAUUUCAUUUCACACUUGACUGAACUGCGGAACUGCUGUGGCCUACUUGCCAAAGUCGUCGAUUGAAUUUACACAACCAUGUUUACAAUGUGAUCCUGUGAUAAAGAGCAGGUUUCUAACCUGUCCCUAGAGCUGAUACGUGUGAACUGCUGCCCCUGAGCAGUGAGCAUGCUACAGUAAGCUACAGCGUGCGACUGGCAUCUCUUGUGAUGUCAGUGGAACAGGACCGCUGAUAGGACCGUGCAGAACCUAGUGCCGAAGCUUCACCUGUUCGCAUGCACAGUCGUCUCUUACCUGAACUUCCAGCUCGGACGUGGACUGACCAAUACUUUGCUUACCAUUAUGUUAUCGUACGUGGUUUGCAGCCUGGUUCUGGCGCUCGUGGCACUCCCAGGAGCGGCACUUGGUGAGAUGGUCUUCCGCUGCCCAAGCUGCACCGCCGAGCGUCAGGCGGCAUGUCCGGAGCUCACGGAGACUUGUGUAGAGAUUGUGCGGGAGCCUGGAUGCGGUUGCUGUCCGGUGUGCGCCCGCCAGGAAGACGAGUUUUGCGGCGUGUAUACCCCGAGAUGUGCUAGCGGCUUCCGCUGUUACCCUCAGCCAGAUUCUGAAUUGCCUCUGGAGCAGCUCGUGAAAGGGCACGGACGUUGUGGACGCAAAGUGGACACGGAGCCUACGGUGGAACAUCGAGAACAAAGCGAGGUGCUGGACCCCUUCGACUUGGGGCUGACGGAGGUUCCCCCGGUCAGCAAGGCCACCAAAGACAACUCGUGGGUGGGCCCCAAAGAGGAGGCCAUCAGGAUCUACCGGAUCAACCAGAAGACCAAGAUGAAGUACAACAAAGUGGAGGAGCACAAGGCGCCACGCUCUAAACUGACCCAGUGUCAAACGAAACUGGACCAGGUCUUGGAACGCAUCUCAAAGAUGCCCUUCAGGGACAACCGGGGUCCUCUGGAGGACCUCUACGCCCUGCACAUUCCCAACUGUGACAAAGUGGGACAGUACAACCACAAACAGUGCAAGAUGUCUGUGAAUGGACAGAGAGGCGAGUGCUGGUGUGUUAACCCUCACACUGGACUUGCAAUCCCAGAAUCCCCAGUGGUCAGAGGCGACCCCAACUGCAGCCAGUACCUAGGAGGACAAGAGAUUAACCCCCCGACUGCACCCUUGAAUUAACCCCCGAUUGCGCAUUCUGUGCCCUGUACCCCCCAUCCCUCUCCCUCCCCUUACAGCCAACUGGAGGGCACAGCCAGGCCCAGUAGAGGCAGUGUGUCAACAUGGACGGAGGGCUGCAACUAGCGAGAUUAUUGUCCCGGUCGAUUCAUCUGUUGUUUAUUUUCUCAAUUAUGGUGCAAAAAAAAGAAAAGAAAAGUCAAUCAGUGUUUCGCAAAGCUCGAGAUAAUGUCCUCAAACGCCUUGUUUUGUCCACACGCCAAAGAUAUUCAGUUUACUGUCAUAGAGCGCGAGUACACCAGAAAAUAAUUUGAAGUUUACGAGGAUGGAAUCAGAGAAUUUUGAUUUUUUUCCACCCAAAAAUUACUCAAACUGAUUUAAAGGAUUACCAAAAUAGUUGGCGAAAACUUUAAAGGGACACCAGGCAAGCCUGAUGCUUUUUCUCUAUGAAACUCCCCCUCGCUUGGUCUGAUGCUCUUUUCCUUUUCUUUGCGUCUUCCGUCAAGGGUUUUCGC